Messenger RNA from Gilbertella persicaria, 1515 nucleotides. RefSeq names its product catalase. The record is from RefSeq and is a predicted model, not a curated record. Lineage: Eukaryota; Fungi; Mucoromycota; Mucoromycetes; Mucorales; Choanephoraceae. The transcript has 2 exons. Gene Ontology annotation, molecular function: catalase activity; heme binding. Gene Ontology annotation, biological process: response to hydrogen peroxide; hydrogen peroxide catabolic process. Gene Ontology annotation, cellular component: cytoplasm; peroxisome; mitochondrion. The coding region runs from base 23 to 1471 and encodes 482 amino acids.
AUAAAUUAUUAAUCUACGCAUUAUGUCUAACAAGAUCUUGACUACUUCCAACGGCUGCCCUGUUGAUAAUGACCAGACUUCCAUUACUGCUGGUGUCAACGGACCCAUUCUCAUUUCUGAUUUUCAUUUGAUUGACAAGAUCUCUCAUUUCGAUAGAGAACGUAUCCCUGAACGUGUUGUUCAUGCUAAGGGUGCUGGUGCUCAUGGUGAAUUUGUUGUCACACAUGAUGUAUCUCAUCUCACAAAGGCCAAGUUUCUUAAUGGCAUUGGUAAAAAGACCCCUAUGUUUGCUCGCUUCUCUACUGUAGGUGGUGAAAAGGGUAGCGCUGAUACUGCCCGUGAUCCCCGUGGUUUCUCCCUCAAGUUCUAUACCGAGGAAGGCAAUUUCGAUGUGGUUGGUAACAAUACUCCUGUUUUCUUUAUCCGUGAUCCCUCCAAGUUCCCCGAUUUCAUUCACACACAAAAGCGUGAUCCUCAAACCAACUUGAAGAACCCUGAAGCCAAAUGGGAUUUCUAUACUUCUGUUCCCGAAUCGCUGCAUCAAGUCACUAUCCUUAUGUCAAAUUACGGUACUCCUGACGGUUUCCGUUUCAUGCAUGGCUACGGAUCCCACACUUUCAAGUUGGUUGAUAACGAAGGCAAGUUCAAGUACUUCAAGUGGCACUUUAAGGCCAAGAAUGGCAGCAAGAACUUAAAGGCCAAACAAGCCAAAGAACUAGAAGGCUCCGAUCCUGAUUAUGCUACCAGAGAUCUAUUUGAAGCAAUUGAGCGCGGUGAGUAUCCUUCCUGGGAUGUGUUCUUCCAAGUGAUGGAGCCUGAAGACGCCAAGAAGUACAAAUGGAACAUUUUCGAUGUCACUAAGGUCUGGCCACACAAGGACUACCCUCUUAUUCCUGUUGGUACAUUUACUUUAAACAGAAACCCUGAAAAUUACUUUGCAGAAACUGAACAAUCUGCAUUCUCACCUUCUCAUAUGGUUCCCGGUAUCGAUGUCUCUGCUGACCGUAUGUUGCAAGGCCGUCUCUUUUCUUAUCCUGAUGCUCAUCGUUACCGUCUCGGUGUGAACUAUCAUCAAAUCCCCAUUAACCGUCCUCGCGUGCCCGUCAAUAACUAUCAGCGUGAUGGCUUCAUGGCUGUGGAAGAUAAUGGCGGAUCUGCUCCCAACUAUGGUCCUAAUUCCAUGGGUGGUCCUGUUCAAAACAACAUUAUCGGUUCUACUUUUGCCCCUGAAGAAAUCGAAGGCAUGACAGGUCGCUUCAGUUAUCAAGUCACUGACGAUGAUUUUGUCCAACCUGGUAAUCUUUAUCGUCUUAUGAGCGACGAAGACAAGAAUGAUUUGGCCGAUAGUAUUGCUGAAGAAUUGGCUGUUUGUAAGCAAGAAAUUGUAGAUAAGGCCAUGAACAUGUUUGAGCGCGCUGAUCCCGAUUAUCGCAGUCGAGUUGAAAAGGCUCUUGCUAAAUCAAAGAACUAAAUUUGUAAAUAAACAUCAUAUUUUCAUCAUUUUUCUGUACAAAU